AGCACUCUAGUUGUUCAUUCCACUCUUCAGUGUGUGAAAAUAUAAAGUGCGUAAAGCAGGUUGGGAAUAAAACGACGCGUAAAAGCGCACGUCGCGUGACUGGUUUGCACACAGAGAGUGUUUUCGGGAUGGCACCGUGAACAUCCCGAGAGGAAUCGAGCGGGAUCUUUGGACAGAUCAAAAUGCAGCCCUGUUCUAAGAAACGGGGGAGGGAUGACGUAAUUUGAAAUCGGGCCCAAAAAUCCUCAGCGAAUAACUUAGCGCGCACGAGGUAGCGGAGGAGUGCUGCCCCAGCUGUUUCCUGUUGAAAAUGUCUCCGUAAUGUAGAUAAAUGUGAGGGAUUUUCUCCACGAAAUCCGUCUCCUGCCUGCUAAAUCUCACGUCUCCGAAUCGAGCCUGCGCAAUGGAACAAAGUCGGAAUAUCAGGACGUGACACCGGCACCGCGUUUACUCCUCUCCGCUUCUUUUCUCGCACCUUUUAUUUAUUUCAUUUUAUUUUAUUUGAAUGACUUUGGAACAAGUGUUUUCGCCGGACAGACGCUGGGAUGUCUAGGGGACAUUUGGGUGAUGUCCUGAAGUGGACCAUGCGCUGUGUGUCUCGCGGCCGCGCGCUCGCCCGGCUGCUGCUGCUGCUGUGCGCGCUCGCGCUGACGCCGGUGGCGGCGAGGGCGGGGCCUGAGACUCUGUGCGGGGCGGAGCUUGUGGACACGCUGCAGUUUGUGUGCGGGGACCGGGGCUUUUAUUUCAGCAAGCCGACAGGCUACGGCCCCAACUCGCGGCGCUUGCACAACCGUGGCAUCGUAGACGAAUGCUGCUUCCAGAGCUGUGAGCUGAAACGACUCGAGAUGUACUGCGCGCCAGUCAAAUCUGGUAAAGCGCCACGAUCGGUACGAGAGCAACGGCACACAGACACGCCCAAAACACCAAAGAAACCUAUAUCUGGUCACAGCCAUACAUCCUGUAAGGAGGUUCAUCAGAAGAACUCGAGCCGAGGGAACACCGGGGGGAGGAACUAUCGAAUGUAGUUAAGAGAAGGAUGAGCGGAACCGAUGGACAGUGACGAGAAGAGGAGAGCAAGAACAAGUUCGACCUUACCGGGUUUUCAAGAGGAGUGGUUCACUCGAAAGGCAAAAUAUAUAUAUAAUAAAAUAAAAUAAAAAGGAUAAGGGACCAAACCAAAUGUACAUACACCCCUUACGACUGACUAUUUUAGACACUGCACCAUUCCAUACAGGGGAGGGACAACAUCUGUCAAAACAGCAAAAUUAAUAUAGCUGCUAAAAAGCGUAAUAUAAUAGCGGCUGCUACAUAUUAUGGCAGUGGGAAACCUCCUGUAUAAGAGAGCCACUGGAAACUUUAAUUGACCCAAACUGUUUCAAGGCACCACUUCCUGAUGGGUGGGAUAGAGCCAGUGGGUCACUGGAGGAGAGGUGAAGGUUUUUCUGUGUCAUGGGUGAAGUGAACAUUGCAACGGUCCUUCCCACAUACCCACACAUAUACACACACACACACACACACACACACACACACACACACACACACACACACACACACACACACACACACACACAUAUAAACACACAGACAUGCCUUCGCAAUUAAUUCCAGAUUGCUGCAAUCCAGUGCGAAAUGCAAGUUGGCAGAAUUUCAGCACCAUUUCUGAUUAAGCUUUAGUCGAAGACAGUACACAAGCUCUAGCACUGAUGAGGAAUAUCUUCGUUGUAUUUUUGUUUUGUUUUGUUUUGGACAACAAAAAGAGCUUAAUCAGAACGAUUUCAAGAGCUGUUUGGACAGAAUAUUGUUAAAAGCAGAUGAUACACGUUUUCAGGAUGAGAACUGGUUUUCAGGAUCUCCUUUUGUUUUUACAUAAAACAACAACAACAACAACAAGUCAUAGAAACCUUAUGCAAAGGUUAUACAAGACUAUGGAGUGGCAACGCUGACCAAGACCAAGACAGCGGAGAUCAACUUGUUUGACUUCAUUCUUAAAGCGUCGUUGCUUCGAUUAUAAUAAACAUCAGACUGCACGACUGGUUACGAUUUUCACCAAAGCAUGUACACCACAUACGACAGUAAGCAUUUUUUUCCACUAAAGCCUGUCAAUAUUAUACCACGUAUACAAGCGAAACCCAGUGAAACUUCUCACCCACCCGAAAUACAGGGGCGGACCAAUCAGUAGGCCGAUUUUGUGUCAGCUUAUUUAAGUUUUAAUUCAGAAUCGCCCAGAACAAGAAAAUAAAACCUGCUCCUGCAAAUGAACUCGAAUUUGGUACGUAGCGAUGCUUAAACAUAACGCAUUCGUUGUGAUGAACCUCAAUGCUGUAACUGUAACACAUGCUAACAAAUGCCGCCACCUGCCGCACCACACACAUCGGUUAAGGUGCGAUGCAGCUGUUGGUAACUGUUGAAUGUUUUUAUUUGGUGUAUUUUUUCUGUUUCGGGAGCAAAAAGCUUGACCCGAAGCCGUCGUCUAACCCUCCUGACUACUACACGCGUUCACCUUAUGGCUAAACAUAACCGACCGACUCGAAUCAAAUCUUUCACUUGCGAUACGUGGAGAGAAGCCUGUAACAGCCAAAACGUCGCUCAACAACUUGCUGACUGUUUUUGUUUUUUUAAAAAAAAAUUUUCUUUUUACUGAGGGCACAAACACAGCCUCUGUUAGAAGACAAUAAUAAUCAUAAACUUUUUUUUUUUUCGUUACUCUUAAUCUUAAUAUAUUCAUGCACCUAACUAGCUAACAAGCUCACGAUACAAUAUUACAUUACGUUAGCUACAACUUCUUAGCCGUCAGUUCGGUUAAACAUGGGAGUGGGAAGCACAUAAGGAGCAAACUGAUGAAUUCAUGACUUGUCCAUCACUAUAAAUGAGUCGAGUUCCCACAAGACCAACACUUCACCACGUCUGAGGGACCGGGCUGCACACGGAGUCCAACGUUCUUCUGGAGCAUUCUUCGAAUCAAUCCAACGGACCGCUUUGGGAAAUCCGGACUGUGACUUUAAAUGUUCUUUUGCGUAGUUAGUGAAUCUUCUUUCCAAAUCCAAGAUUUACACGAUCACACUGUCCUCUGUGUAGCCAUCUCUGUAUUCAAUAAUCCUAUUUAUGUUAACCAUCUCAUUUCCUUUUUGUUUUUUUUUGUUUUUUUUGUUCGUUCAUUACUUUACUGAUGCUGUCAUAUAACAGAACAAUAUAAGAACUCUACCCACUAUAUAAUGGUGCUAUUUUGUAGUAUAGUAUAAUGGUUGGCGAAACACGAUCUGGGUGAGGGCGGGAUCGGGGGCGGGGAAUGUGAACUGAAGUUUAGGAUGCUUGGAUAUGGAGGUCUUCCCUUUCUUUUUUUUUUUUUUUUGCACAGCCUUGUGGGCACCAGUCUACUAAUGUUCUUUUUAAAUUUUUAGGUAAAUGAUGUAUGCAAGCUAUUGUAUUUGUGUAAGAUCUGGGAAUGCAUGGAGGAAAAAAAAAACGUGUUGUGAUCCCACGAUUUUUAUUAUUAUUUUUAUUAUUAUUAUUAUUAUUAUUUGUAUUUUUUACCAUUUUAAAUUAUUGAUAUUUGGACUUAAAUCAAGAUCCCUAUGCCAAAUAAGUAAAGAGGAAACACUGUGAACUACAAACUUCUAAUCCUAUUAAAAGUUCGAAACAGCAGCUAUGUUUACAUGCCAAGAGUUUCACUAGUGCGAAUGAAUUCACUCUGAUUUCAGAUUCCGUGUGAACUGUUUAUACGUAUCCUAAACCGGGCAGUGUGUAGACAAUCUCUGUUUAUAUGCAUGGAACUCGUGCCAAAAGUUACGCACACGCGAGGAGCAGGGUUUUUGUCGGUGUUACUUUAGGAACAAACUCCGUGGGAGUUCAGUCCGUGACUUCAGCUUUGUAAUCACAGUGCUUGCGUUUAAAAAAUAAGAAAAGAAAAAAAAAGUUCUCCCUAAUUUCAUCACCUGCUAAUUCCCACCUACCAAAUCAGCUCUCCCCAUCAUACAACAGCUACCAACCAAGGAGCACGAAUUCUAACACAUGCUUCCUCCAAGACACAUUGGGUAGCCAAACACAUCUGCGUCACAGGGCGGCGUAACACGCUCAGGGGAAAGCGCUAUCUGCGCUCUUCCGCAGACAUGAACUCACAGACACCCAUGAUUAACCAGUGUCACGGUGAUUGACAGGAGAGAGGAAGUCCCAAAACCCAUUAAAUCCUUUCUGACGCCAAGCCUUUACUUCAAAUAGUUUGCUUCAUUCAUGCAUUGCACCAAAUGAGUAACCUUUUUUACUUUAUUACUUUUACUCAAACUUGGCCGAGACCAAGGCCAUGCUUUGCGAAACCAGUGUCCAAGACCAAGACAAUUAGGAUUAUCGGGAUUAUUAUACGUUGGAUAAUGGAUUAUUAGGCUGCAUGUAAACAUAGCUAGUGUAGCUUUCCCUACGCUACAUUUCUUAGCUUCGGAUUGAAGACUUAGCACUGAUUUGGCACUGACGUUGGCAACGAAGGGUACAACACAAUUCUUGGUUGGAGUUUCAGAACGUCUUUUCAUCCUGUAAUCUCUUCAAAUCAGUUUCUCUUUGAUCAUUAAAACGUUAUUAUCCAGGCAGCUGAAUGCAGGUUCCAGUUUGACCUCUUAUGACAUUUAUUUUUUUUAAAAAAAAGCUCUCAAACAUUUUGCGAACACCGUUUGGGAUUUGGUCGAAAAGGUUAUCGGAGUUGAUGUAUGGAAUUUCACCCUAGCUAAGCUUGGCGUCGUCAUUUGGUUUAUUACAAUGAAUAUGUAUUUGUAAUUCACUGGAAAAGCCUACAACCCAAUGUGCUUGAGAAUUUUAUUCUAUUCCCAACAUUCUACAGUAAGGAACAGUUUUCAAUAAAUGGUUCCUAGUUAUAAUCACGCAUCUAUAGACCAACAUGCAUGGGCUGAAAAACUAUCUUGCUCUUUGGUUUGUUUUAUUUCUUCCAAAGCUCUAUAAUAAUUCUAUAAUUCAACUCAGCCACAAUAUCUAUAUCCUCUAAAUCCAUAGCCAUAUCCAUAUCAUGCAUAAAAAUACAAAAUGUAAACGUUUGUCGAGUUGCAAAUUCGCAAAAAUGCUAAUUCUAAAGAUAGCAAACAUUUUUUUUUAAAUAGCUAGGAUCGAUAUUGUGUCCCUGUUUGUUACAAAAUGCGUUUUUAACGUAUGUCGAUGAAAUAAGGUCAGGCUAUUUUCUCAAGCUGUUUGGAUAUGAUGAAAUGUUAUAUUUAGGAUAAAAUCUGACGGAAAUUAUGAGGUCACAGUGAUGGAGCUGCUCCAAGUUGUACAGUACAUUGUCAUUGUCAUCAUCAUCCUUUAACACGUCUCACAUGAAAGUGUUUUUUUUUUUAAAUAUGGGAUGACAAAAUUGUGGGGGGUUUUUUGGUUCCGUGUGUCUAUUAACUGUGUAGUUACACAUGCUCUAUAUAAGGCACUAUAAUUUAACCCUACGCUCACACUAGGUGUACAUGUGCGACCCAGAACUACAAUUUCAGCAACAGUGCAACAAUUGAAUUGAGAUUUUCUCAAUUCUAUGCAAAUUAGAUAUGACAAUUGGCUUGAAUGAUUCCUCAGACUAAUAAUAUGGCGCCAUUGGUUCGGCAUUUCAUUUCCCCACCCACAACUUAAGUUCUUACCAAUUACAAUGUGUAUAGAGACAUUACAAAUAUAAAUAAAUAAAUAAUGCUUGGAAGAAAGUAGUAGGUAUUGUUGAUGCCUCUGUUGAUGGUACGUAGCCAGUACAGUUAGCUUUCUUUGCUAACUUCCAAGUGAGUCAGUACGAAGCCAAGCACAUAAAAUUCAAAUGAUCUAUUAUAUAAUAUAUAAUAAUAUUUCUCCUUUCUUAUUUGAUAUAAUGAACCAUUUCUUAUUGGUAACGCUAGACAGGCCACGCCCAGAAUCGACAACAGUAGAGACGAACACCAAAUGACUCCCUAACGUAAACGCAGGGUUACGCUGUUACAGAUGGAUUACAGAAGUAAAUCUUAUGUUAAUAAGCCCGUUUAUCAAUUGCAUGUUGACAAUGUAAAAGUUAUUUGAUAGUUUUUAAAAAAAUAUAUAAUUUCCAGGCUAUAUUUUAUGUUGUAACAUGCAAACCCAGCAAAAUAGGGUUAAUAUACUAACCCCCAACACUCCUGCUACUUACUGUCAAGAUCCAAAAUUGACGUCUUGUGUAUAAUUGAUGUCUAACUCCACAGGUAAAAGAGACAUGUCAUUUUUAAACUGUUGUAAAAUGAAAUUUAAUUUUUACUUCUUUUUUUUUCUUCUUUUUUUUUUUUUUUUUUCCCCCUGCACAUUGAGAAUAUUUUUUUUGUCUUUUGUAAUGAGGCUUCCACGACUGGUGAUUUAUUGUCUUCUGUAGACAAUAUGGAAAUAACUGACAGAUUGUUCACCAUUCCUGCUGAAUAAACCACUUGUCAAUAUUCCAAAUUCUCAAUGAGUGAGUUACUAGGAAAGUC
This is a messenger RNA of Ictalurus furcatus (blue catfish), 6440 nucleotides long. RefSeq names its product insulin-like growth factor 1 (gene igf1). Lineage: Eukaryota; Metazoa; Chordata; Actinopteri; Siluriformes; Ictaluridae. The record is from RefSeq and is a predicted model, not a curated record. Gene Ontology annotation, molecular function: growth factor activity; hormone activity. The transcript has 5 exons. Gene Ontology annotation, cellular component: extracellular region. Bases 546 to 1025 code for a protein of 159 amino acids.